Molecule: messenger RNA, 1684 nt
Organism: Elaeis guineensis (African oil palm)
Lineage: Eukaryota; Viridiplantae; Streptophyta; Magnoliopsida; Arecales; Arecaceae
Molecular function (GO): translation initiation factor activity; mRNA binding
Source: RefSeq, a predicted model, not a curated record
UCCAGUGUUACCGUUACCAUUUGAAUUUUGAACAGCGGAGAUAAGGGGGGAAGGAAAAGGGGGUUUGGGUUUUGGAAGGAGAAGCAAUGGCAGAGAAGAAGAUACAAAGAGCUUCCUUUGGCUUCUCAUGGGCAGAUGAAGUGGAAAGGGAGGAGCGAGAGGAGGAAGAAGUGAAGGCCUUCCGAAGGAAAGAGGAGGAGAAGUCCAACAGGAAGCCGAACCCUUUUGGGCCUGCGAGGCCUCGAGAAGUGGUGCUCGAAGAGAAAGGCGUGGAUUGGAGGAAGCUUGAUGAGGAACUGGAUUUCCACUCCAACCUCAGGAAGAACAAGAAGAAGAAGGAAAAUAUUUUUAUGACAACAGCACCAAUUAGCAAGCAAGAGCACUCAUCCAUGGGACUGCGUAACCCGAAUCAAAGCAAGCCAGAAAUCCAAAAUGCAAUAACUGUUUGUCCCCACAAGCUGAACCAACAUAUUGAUGAGCUUGUUCCCCCAUUGAAGUAUCCUCCCAAAAACAUCAUGGCUCUAAUGCAGCAGAUACGGAGGGGUCGCACUGAUAGACCAUAUGAGAAUGUGGAAAAUUUGCAUCUGAAUCGAUAUCCAUGCAAAUCAGACAUGAUGGGGCACAUGAACCAUUGGCCAAUCGAUGCUUCUCAUAGUCGGACAGCUCAAGCCCAUUUCUGUGUGAACAUGACAGAAGCAGGCCAUGUUAGAGUUUGUCCCAAAUUUGGAACCAUGAGGGGUAGUGAGAAUAUGGGAUCAAAUUGCAAAAGAAAAUAUUUUGGAGACAGAUAUCAAAGUGGAGGAGCAGAAGAAAUACAAGCAAAUGUAAGAGAAUUCAUUAACUGUAGGGAAAGUUACAAGGAUGAUGAUGAGAAUCACUGGGACAACCUCAAAGAUGGAACUGGAAGAAGAGAGAACUAUAUUCAAGGUAAAAGACUCAUGUGUGCAAGAGAAAAAAGGCAAGAAAAUGGAAGGAAAAUUCUUGUUGAUAUGAACAUGGAUAGAGGUUUUCUUGGAAUGAAUUGCAAGUUUGGAGAAGACUACUGCACUGAUUAUGUUGAAGAUAGGAAUGGAAGGAGGAAUUAUAUUGUCUUGGAGUCUAUAAACCCACCUAGGAAACCACUUGGAUGGGAACAUAGUUCACAGAAUUAUGACGCAGAGUGGGGCAGUUUUGGAGGGACGAAGGAUAGAGUUUUUAUAUCAGCUUCCAAAUGACUGAGCAUGUAGGGAGGGAGCAAGAGGGAACAAGAGCAAAGAAGAGCCAUGAUGCAUCACACAAGAAAGGUGCAUGCUAUGGAGAUAAUAACAGCAAGAAGAGGGGCUUGCUCUCAGCACCACCCAAGUCUGGUUCUCACCAGAGGAGACAGAAGAAACAAGCUGGGAAGUAAAUGUUUCUAGGUGAGUUUUACUGGACCAAGUUGACAGGCAAUUGGUCAAGACAGUCCAAAUGAGAGGGGCUUGAAUGCUUUUUCCUAACCAUUUUCAUCUGAAUUGUGGAAGGCUAAUGUUAUAGGAGAUGUUACUUCUGAAGUAGGAGAUGUUAUACUUGGAAAAGUGAAGUCAGAUGGGUAGUGAAAUUUCUUUGUAAUAUUAAUAUCCAUGUCAUAGGAUUUAUGUUAUUAAUUAUACUCAAAUGCACCAUGUUCACCUAUUCUAUAUUAUGUAAAAUUUAUACUAGGAAGAAA